CUCGUGGGGCCGAACGCCGAUCUCCCUUGGGCCUGUGUGUUGCAGUGUGGCGCCAUGUGGAUAAGGGCACCGCGGAAGGAGCCAUCGAUGCUAUGCUGAUCCACGGGCAGGAUGCCAUCACCGUGUCCAAUGCUGGGCGAAUCCUGCGUUCCUGGGAGACCAACAUUGGGGGCCUCAACUGGGAGACCUCCCUGGACACUGGCAGUUUCCAGGGGGCUGCCCUGGUGGGGCUCCCCGAGGGGGUGAAGUACGUGGCAGUGCUGAAGAAGACGGCCCUGUCUCUGCACUACCUGUCCAACGGGCACCAGAAGUGGGUGGAACACCUGCCAGAAAGCGAGAACACUCAGUACCAGCUGCUGUAUUCCCGUGGGACUGGGGUGAUCCACGUGCUUGGCAUCGUUCCCCAGAGCCACCUGAACGUCGUGACCUUCAACGUAGAGGAUGGAGAAAUCACAAGACAGGUGAGGGUGGCAGCCCCGUGGCUGGUGGCCCUGCAGGGCUCCUGUGGCGUGCUGGGCGAGGCCGUGCUGGUGUGCGUGGACACGGCCGCGCGCUCGCUGCACGUCUGCGCCCUGGACACAGAGCAGGACAUGAGGCACAUCCCUCUGCAGUCCCUGGAGCUGGAGUUUGCAGAUGAUUUCCAGGCCAGGAUCCUGACCACUCAGCCCAGUGUGACCAGCGCCUCACGGACUCAGUUCUUCCUGCAGCUGUCCCCAAGCCACUUCUCCCUGCUGCAGUACAAGCAGGGGCUGCUCAGCCACCUGCGGGACUUCCAGCAGGCAGCUCUGGUGAGUUUUGCAACGACCGGGGAGAAGACGGUGGCCGCUGUCCUGACCUGCAGAAGUGAACUGAAACCUGGAAGUUCUGAUGGUCUCCAUGCUGGCAGCACUCUGGAGGAUGCCCGGAGGCAGGAUUCCUUAACCUGCUCCAACCAAACCUACAACAUAAACCUCUACCUGGUGGAAACUGGGCAAAGGUUGCUGGACACCACAAUCACCUUUAGCCUGGAGCAAGGAGGGGCCAAGCCACAGCAGCUGUACAUCCAGGUUUUCCUAAAGAAGGAUGACUCCGUGGGCUAUCGAGCCUUGGUGCAGACAGAGGACCACAUGCUCAUGUUCCUCCAGCAGCCAGGAAAGGUUGUGUGGAGUAGAGAGGAGUCUCUGGCAGAGGUGGUAAGCUUGGAGAUGGUGGAUCUGCCUCUGACAGGGGCACAGGCUGAGCUGGAGGGAGAAUUUGGAAAAAAAGCAGCCAUCCAAGAUGGAUUGCUGGGAAUGUUCCUGAAGCGACUCUCAUCCCAGCUCAUCCUGCUGCAAGCCUGGACUGCCCAUCUCUGGAAGAUGUUCUACGAUGCCAGGAAGCCCCGGAGCCAGAUUAAAAACGAGAUUAACAUUGACAACUUGGCCAGAGACGAGUUCAACCUCCAGAAAAUGAUGGUGAUGGUCACUGCCUCGGGCAAGCUUUUUGGCAUUGAGAGCAGUUCAGGCACCAUCCUGUGGAAGCAAUACCUCAGGAAUGUCAGGCCAGGCUCCUCCUUCAAGCUGAUGGUGCAGAGAACAACAGCCCAUUUCCCCCACCCUCCACAGUGCACUCUGCUCGUCAAGGACAAGGAAACCAAAAUGAGUUUUCUGUACGUCUUUAACCCCAUCUUUGGGAAGAGAAGCCAGGUAGCUCCUCCCGUUCUGAAACGUCCGAUUCUCCAGACUUUGCUUCUGCCUAUUAUGGAUCAAGACUAUGCCAAAGUGCUGCUCCUGAUUGAUGAUGAGUACAAGGUUACACCUUUCCCAGCCACUAAAAAUGUCCUUCGGCAGUUAGAAGAAAUAGCUCAUUCCAUCUAUUUUUAUCUGGUUGAUGCUGAGCAGGGAAAACUCUCUGGAUUCAGGCUGAAAAAGGACCUGAGCACGGAGGAGAGCUGGGAGGUGGCCAUCCCCACGGAGGUGCAGAGGAUUGUGACUGUCAAAGGGAAGAGGUCCAACGAGCACGUGCACUCCCAGGGCCGCGUGAUGGGCGACCGCAGCGUCCUCUACAAGUCGCUGAACCCCAACCUGCUGGCGGUGGUGACGGAGAGCACGGACACGCACCACGAGCGCACCUUCAUCGGGAUCUUCCUCCUGGACGGCGUGACGGGCAGGAUCAUCCACUCCUCCGUGCAGAGGAAGGCCAAGGGGCCCGUGCACAUGGUGCACUCCGAGAACUGGGUGGUGUACCAGUACUGGAACACCAAGGCCCGGCGGAACGAGCUGACGGUGCUGGAGCUGUACGAGGGCACGGAGCAGUACAACGCCACAGCCUUCAGCUCCCUGGACCGCCCCAUCCUGCCCCAGGUGCUGCAGCAGUCCUACAUCUUCCCCUCUGCCAUCAGCGCCAUGGAGGCCACCAUCACCGAGCGUGGCAUCACCAGCCGCCACCUGCUCAUUGGGCUUCCCUCCGGGGCCAUCCUGUCCCUUCCCAAGGCCCUGCUGGACCCUCGGCGCCCGGAGAUCCCGACGGAGCAGAGCAGAGAGGAGAACCUGAUCCCCUACUCACCAGAUGUGCAGAUCCACGCCGAGAGGUUCAUCAACUACAACCAGACCAUCUCCAGGAUGAGGGGGAUUUACACAGCCCCCUCUGGCCUGGAGUCCACGUGCCUGGUUGUAGCCUACGGGCUGGACAUCUUCCAGACCCGGGUGUACCCCUCCAAGCAGUUUGAUGUGCUCAAGGACGACUACGACUACGUUCUGAUCAGCAGCGUUCUCUUCGGGCUGGUCUUUGCCACCAUGAUCACCAAGAGGCUGGCCCAGGUGAAGCUGCUGAACCGGGCCUGGCGCUGAGGGAGAUCCCACUCCGGGAUCUCAGCCCUCCCAAGGCACCCAAACUUCCUCUGUUCCAUUUGGCUGGAAGGUAUUUGUGAGGAAAAGCUGCUGCUGGAACAAAACCCGCACUGCCCACGCGUCUCCCGUGAGGAGAAACGCAAGAGAUGAAAAACAGAAUUUCUUUUUUAGUCUGUUCUGACUGAAAAAAGAUCCCAGUCCUCCUUUAAAGUCCCCAGAUCUCCCUGGUGUUGGUGAAGAGAAUACUCAGGAUGUGUUGUCCUGGCAGCGAGGAGGCUUGGCUGCGGAGAUGUGCGAACUCCUGCUGCGAGGAAGAGACCUUGGGUGAUUUCCUAAGGAAAAAUGCUGGGAAUUGGGUGGGAACAACCUCAUGGAGCCACUGACAGAGCUGCAGAGCACUGGGGAAGAAUUUGAACCUCAAGUCUCUCCCUGUUCUUUAUUUAUUGUGACAACAACAGUUCCUUCCCAUUUGUUCCUACAUUUUCCUGCAUUAUUUUGUGUUAAGGUGGGGAGGUUCAAGGGGAGGAGGCUCUCAUCAUUUCCUUCAGGAUCAGGGCUCUGAGCUCUGUGGGUUUUAAUUGUAAAAAUCCAGUUUGGCAUCCAGUUGUUCCCUCAGGAGAGGCCGUAUCCCUCCGUGUCCACAUCCCUAAAUAAAGCUGCAGAGCAGGGA
Molecule: messenger RNA, 3477 nt
Organism: Cyanistes caeruleus (blue tit)
Lineage: Eukaryota; Metazoa; Chordata; Aves; Passeriformes; Paridae
Source: RefSeq, a predicted model, not a curated record